Helicoverpa zea (corn earworm) is the source of this 2486-nucleotide messenger RNA. It is a transcript of the gene dimm, whose product is annotated as class A basic helix-loop-helix protein 15-like. The record is from RefSeq and is a predicted model, not a curated record. The transcript has 5 exons. NCBI's taxonomy places the organism in Eukaryota, Metazoa, Arthropoda, Insecta, Lepidoptera, Noctuidae. The coding region runs from base 228 to 857 and encodes 209 amino acids. Gene Ontology annotation, molecular function: protein dimerization activity.
CAGUACCCGCUCCACUCCGCGCCGAGUAGCCGCCGCGAGUGCAGGCCCCGCGACCCUCGCGACUACCACGCCACUCACUCGAACCGAAUUCACCGCGCACGAUUACACGGAAACUAUCACUUUCGCUCCAGAUGACAAUCAAGUUUCAACUAUGAUAACAGUGUGAAUUUAUUAGUGUGCACCGUCCGGCUCUACCACCACGGCAGCAUCGCAAGGUAGAUAUAAAAAUGCCCCAGUGGGCGAGUGCGGAAGGCGGCGGGUCCGAGGCGGAGUCCCCUGACCAGAUGAUGUGCUACUACGAAGACGAGACCUCAGAGUAUUAUGAUAACAAACCUGAUAUUGCCGAUAAGAUUGAACAGGCUGGAGAUUUCUACGACAGCGGCAGUGGGAGUGAUGAGCAGGUCGCCCGGCGCGUGUGUCGGCCGCGGCGGGCGGCUGCGGGCUCGUCGUCGUCUGCGGCCAGCAGCAGUGGCCCCGCGGGCCCCGGCCGGCGGCGUCGCUGCGGCAUCUCGGCUCGCGAGCGCAACCUGCGCCGCCUCGAGAGCAACGAGCGAGAACGAAUGAGGAUGCACUCACUAAACAGAGCCUUUGAGGAUCUUCGGCGUGUCAUACCCCACGUAAAGAAGGACAACAGGAGUUUAUCAAAAAUAGAAACACUCACCUUAGCCAAAAAUUAUGUAAAGGCCUUAACGAAUGCAAUUUGCACAAUGAGGGGAGAAGGUCCACGAUACCAAUUCAACAGUGACGAUGAAAACGUAGAGCCUGUAUUCGUGUUAAAUCGAGACCAGGAACAAAAUAACAAUGUGCCAAGUGACCAGGAUCGAGAGGACAGCCCUGGCUCCCGAAGUUGCCUCUGACAAAGACGCAAUAGUCCCCGCCUCGCUCUCCUCGUGUCCACCGCCAGCUCGCCAACUGUAUUGACAUGAACAAACACAGGAAUUACAUUCAAGCAUACAGGCCGUGGAUUGACAGUCUGUGUGCCCUCUAAGACCUAUACCUAUCUAAUUGAUGUUUCACUAUGAGAAUUACUAUUUUACCGAUAUAUUUUUUAUGUUCAUGCAUGUUUAUUAGCUUACACAUAUAAUCGCUAAAAGUCAGAGAAGCUAACGACCCUCGUAGCCCUCGAUCCAUGUUAUGAUAUGGUUUUCUGCAUAGGUGUGAAGGAUUUGCGCAUAGGGGACUCAAUUUAACAUUGAAGAAGAUAUAAAAAGAGCGAGUAAAGUGAUUAACUGAUGUGUUACCGCCAGAGAAAAUUAUUUAAAUAAUGUUGAAUCAUUUUAAAAGAAGUAUUAUACGAGAUAAAGCCACUAUAAAAAUAUAGGUAGCAAUGAUAUGCUUCGAUACCUGUUAGAGCACACCCAAAGACCAAUGGUACGAAUUAAUUGCUAGAUGUUAAAUAUUGUAAUCGUUAUUUAAGCAUGUUAUUAAAAUGUCAUUAAAAAAAAAAUAAAAAAAAAAAAACAAGAUUGGCUGCUGUCGUGAUAAGACGGAUUUUUAAGCUGCUCAUGUCUGUACAUUCCUAUGAUAUGCAUGAAUAGGUAUAAUUUAUUUUGAACGAAGAAAAACUGAACUUCAUGCAACAAAAUUGUUAUUUUUGAUACAUCUAGGUGAAAGCAAAGUAAUUAGAAAACAGACGUAACGUACAGAAGUACUUAAUUGGCCGGUAACCACCUAGAUAUGUAAAUAAAAUAAGCUCUACUUUAAAUAAUCAUUUAAAGAGCAAAGAUCAAGGGAAAUAAUCACCUACUUUAAAUGUUUCGAUCUCAAAGUUAUAACAUUAACAGAAGAAGUAAAUGUCUUGGUAACAAUUUAGAGUCAGUUUUAAAUUGUAUUUCCCUCUCAUGGUGCCAAAAUGACCGUUUUUUAUGCCAAACUAAAAUAAAAUGCUUUUAUUUGAUACCGUCGGCAACAGCGGCUUAUUUUUGUAAAACUUGUGUAACCUACUUUUUUGUUAUGUUGCUGACUGUACUCAAUUUACGUAUGUCCACGUAGUUAACAAUGCAAUUACUAUUAUUAAUGAUUGUGUCUACAGGUAAACUGUCAAUUCAACUUGCUAAGGUUUUUGAUGAAUGUAGUACCUAUAUCGUAAAGUGAUAUGUGCUACCAUUUUCGUCUUACGUAUCUAGGUACAAUGUAUUUAGAGAAAAUGUCAUAGAACGAUACGUUCGAAUCUAUACGUUCUGAAUAUAUUUUAUCCAAUGAAAUCUCAACUUAUAGUUACCUACCUACCUUUGAGUUUAUUUAAGUUUAGUUUUUAAUAUAAAUAGGUACAUAAUUGUUUAAGUACAUAUACCUACAAUGAGAAUGUUAGUAUUAUCAUUGAUGGACUACCAACAUUCUUAGUUAAGCAUUUUUACAGUCAUUGCGACUUUAACUAUGAUGUAUCAAGUAGUUAUAAUUAUAAAAUGUGCAAAUAUUUUUUUUGUAUUUUAUGCAAACAACUUGUGAUUAAAUUAUAUGACAAUUAUAUCUGCGAGAACAUUAUA